Malaya genurostris is the source of this 1365-nucleotide messenger RNA. RefSeq names its product serine protease grass-like. The record is from RefSeq and is a predicted model, not a curated record. The transcript is spliced from 4 exons. NCBI's taxonomy places the organism in Eukaryota, Metazoa, Arthropoda, Insecta, Diptera, Culicidae. Gene Ontology annotation, molecular function: serine-type endopeptidase activity. Gene Ontology annotation, biological process: proteolysis. Bases 82 to 1176 code for a protein of 364 amino acids.
UCGGAGAUCUGAUCAGUCGACUUGAGACUUUCGUGUAGAACACGUUUGAAUGUUUAAACACUACACGUAGUGCAUAGAACGAUGACGGAUGCCAUUAACUGCUUCGGGGUAGUGAUUGUUUUGUGUCUUAUAACUAUCUGCGAGACUUGUGUUACACCGUCUGGGUCUAGUGGAAAAUGCGUGCCCAUACAGCAGUGUUCCAACCUGUUCGCACUGAAACAAUUAACUUCGAACAUUACUGCGAACGUCGCUAAGUAUCUUAAAAGUGCAGAAUGCAUGUCUCCCAAUUCGACGGAAAAAGGAGUUUGUUGUCCACCGGAUCGAGUCUUCCAGCUUCCUGAAAACUGUGGCUUAUCCUCAAAUGAGAGAAUAGCUCAUGGCAACAAGACUGCAGUGUUCGAAUUCCCUUGGAUGGCAUUGCUCAUGUACAGAAAUCUUUAUAGUGACGAAGUAACGGGAAACUGCGGUGGCACUUUAAUCAAUGAAAGAUACGUGCUAACUGCGGCUCAUUGUCUGAAGCCGGAUGAUAAUUACAAACUCGAGCUAGUGCGACUAGGGGAACAUACUACCGAUAUGGAUAAAGAUUGCAACAAUAUUACUGAGGCUGGGGUACUUAUCGAGCAGGACUGUGCUGGUCCAGUAGAGGACAUUCGCUUUGAAUCAUACAUUGCUCAUCCGCAGUACCAGAAUGCAUUUUCUGGCAAUGACAUUGGAUUAAUUCGUCUAGCAGAACCCGUCACGUUUAAACAUCAUAUCAAGCCAAUCUGUCUACCAAUGACUAGCGAUCUGAAGGAUACCCUUUUACCUGAAUACAUUGUUGCCGGAUGGGGUCUAACAGAGGAACUAAGGCGAUCAAAUGUUCUACUGAAAACCCAAAUACUACGAUUAGAGCAAAGUAAAUGUCAGCAACGAAUCACUGAAAUCGAUACCAAGAAGCUUAACAUCACCAUCAGCGAGAAACAAAUUUGUGCGGGCGGACGAAAUUUCGAGGAUAGCUGCCAGGGUGACUCCGGCGGACCUUUGAUGUGGCCAGCGCAAUACUUGAACCGAACCCGAUUCGUGCAGUUUGGAGUGGUUUCAUAUGGUAUCAAUCAUUGCGGAGAAAUCAACUUCCCGGGAGUGUACGCCCGAGUCGGUAGUUAUAUCGGCUGGAUUUUGGCCAAUAUGAAAGCAUAAAACGGUUACCGUUUACAUACAGAAAAUUUGUUUGAUUGAGUUAAAUUGGCGAUUGUUUAUCAUUCCAACAACACUGUUUCACAAACAUAUUUCUAAAUUAUUAUCAAUUUUCGGUUCCAAACUUUCACAACUAGGAGAUUUAUGUUAUUUGAACAUUAAUAUAUGUAUUAAAACAAAAGUUAAAAUGAA